AUGGCGUCCAUAGUGACCACUAUUGUGGAUAGAUUGGCUGCCACCCUUCAAACCGUUUUCGACCGCAUCCCGGGCAUGAUAGUUGCCCAGUUGCCCCAACUUGCUCUUAACACCCACCGGUCUAAGCUUGAGCGGGUGUCUAACUCUCAAGCAUCCUGGCCCCUUUCCCAGGUGGCUGCGGUAGACGAAACAGUUCGACUGCGACCUCUGAAGGCCCUCAUCGACCCCAGGCAAACCCGCACAGAAACGCUAAAGCAUCUUCAACGCGUGCAUCACGUCUACGCGGGUGCCGCGGAUAAAUUGGCACAGGCUCUUAGGGAUAAAUAUCUCUGUGGCCGACAUAACCCCAUCAAACCGGUGUACUCAUACGCAGGCUCAGAGAACGCAGACUUGGAUUGUUGCUUUCAACUCCACGAUCUGAAGGCGGCCCUGUUCAUGAUGAAGCGAAGAACAGCGCCUGAGCUGGGCAUGGCCAACACGUACGGGGAACUCGAAGAGGCCCAUCUCAACAACCAGUACCUGCGGCUUACCAGUGAUGUGCCUUAUAUUUUUCUUUUUUCUCUUCCACCCACUCAUCUGACAGGUGUCCGUGGAAGCCCGGACGCCAAGCGGCUGUACGACGACCUCAUAUCCCGAUACAACAAGCUGGUCCGGCCCGUGGUCAACGACACGGAUGCGCUCACAGUACGAAUCAAGCUCAAGCUCUCUCAGCUAAUUGAAGUGAAUCUCAAGAAUCAAAUUAUGACAACCAACCUCUGGGUGGAGCAAUACUGGGACGAUUACAAGCUAAGUUGGGAUCCUCGCGACUACGGUGGAGUGGACAUGUUGCACGUGCCUUCGGACCACAUCUGGAGGCCAGACAUUGUUCUCUAUAACAACGCCGACGGCAACUUCGAGGUGACACUGUCCACGAAGGCUCAGCUCAACUACACGGGUCGCAUCCAGUGGAAGCCGCCGGCCAUCUACAAAAGCUCGUGCGAGAUCGACGUAGAGUUCUUCCCAUUCGACGAGCAGACGUGCCUGAUGAAGUUCGGAUCUUGGACUUACGACGGAUUCAAGGUGGACCUCCGACACGUGGACGAGGUGCAAAAUCAAAGCUUGGUGGAAAUCGGUGUUGAUCUGACGGAGUUUUACCUCAGCGUCGAGUGGGACAUCCUCGAGGUUCCCGCGGUACGGCACGAGAAGUACUACACGUGCUGCGAACACCCUUACAUCGACAUCACCUUCAACAUCAGCAUGCGCCGCAAGACGCUCUUCUACACGGUCAACCUCAUCGUGCCCUGCAUGGGCAUCUCGUUCCUGACGGUGCUGGUCUUCUACCUGCCGUCCGACUCCGGCGAGAAGGUUGCUCUGUCCAUCUCCAUCCUCCUCUCGCUCACCGUCUUCUUCCUUCUGCUGGCCGAGAUAAUCCCGCCCGCGUCGUUAGUGGUUCCCCUGCUGGGCAAGUACCUUCUCUUCACGAUGGUCCUGGUCACUCUGUCCAUAUGCGUCACCGUGGUAGUGCUCAACGUGCACUUUCGCACGUCAUCCACCCACCGCAUGGCACCUUGGGUCAAGAAGGUGUUCCUCCACAUACUUCCGCGCCUGCUUGGCAUACCCCGUCCCGCGCCGGAAGAACCCCUCUUCAAGCUAGUGGUACCCAGCUGCAACGGCACCGACACGGCGCGGGACCCGUACGCCACUGCCUCUACGAGUGCGUCGCCGGGUCCGGGAUUCGAGGAAGGCGUCUAUCUGCGAGAAGAGGACCCCAUCGUCUGCAAGGUGCACGGUAUUCGCAGAACUGCCAGCGAAACGUUCGCGGACUAUGCGACCGAGCCGUCUUCCGCAGGGCACCGUCGUCCAUCGCCACCUUCGCCCUUGGUUGGUGGCGCACCAGGCAUGAGGCUCCACUUCUGCCCUGAGCUGCAGCGCGCGCUCGAGUCCGUGCACUUCAUAGCCGACCAUACGCGUCGAUAUGAGGAUCACCUCGAGGUGAAGGAAGAUUGGAAGUACGUCGCCAUGGUUCUAGACCGGCUGUUCUUGUGGAUUUUCACAGCAGCCGUCAUUGUCGGCACAUGCGCCAUCAUUUUGGACGCACCCACGCUCUACGAUACACGUGAGCCCAUCGACGUGCGGCUGUCUGAGGUCCUUAGCGUACUUUACAAGGGACAGCAAUCCUAGGGAGCAUGGCCGUUUCAAAGAUCACUGCUGCCAGACAUGACAUGAACUGCGUGGCCCAAGCCAUGGCUCUUCUUCGAACUAUUUAUAUUUUAAGAGCGAGGAUGAUAGGUAAUGCAUCCGGUCCAGCACAGCCUGUCUUCUCAAGCUGCCAUGGAUCCUGCAGCAGUGUCAGCCAUCUGUGCUCACAACGCGUAGAAAGCCAUCGCGGCACCAACUUUAUGACUGCCUCGGCACGAUGGACCAAUGAAGACGAAAGUAGAAAGCACAACUCAUUGCCAAGGCGUCGCACCUCCCAAUGUGCAAGAAUGCCGGGACCCUCUUUCCCCAAUCCCGUAAACCAAACUCCCAACGCCACCUUACCUAAUCCCACGUUUAGCAUCCAGUAAAGGUCACCAUAUAACAGGACCACGCUUACCUUUAGAGAAAAGAUGCCUGGCUACAGGCCAAGAUGCCAUCACCUCGCCUGAUUUUGUCUUUUAUUUCAGAUGACCAAUCCCAUUUGUCUGUAAGUCGCACUUGGUAGUUACAAAAGCCAGGCGUAAAAAUAUAGACAGCGGGGGCAUCAUUUUCAGUAGAGCGGAAUGAAAUGGUGGAACAUAAUAGGGCUUUCCAAUAGACCACCAAAGGGCGAAAGCUUGACAUUGCCCAGAAUCGCACAGAGUACGGUCACCGAAAGUGUGACGUUACCUUGUCCGAUAUAGUACAAAGCCGACCGUUCACGCUGUGCGUAAUUCGAUGUCUACACUUGCUUGCUUGCCACGUCAUCU
This is a messenger RNA of Rhipicephalus microplus (southern cattle tick), 2927 nucleotides long. Its product is annotated as acetylcholine receptor subunit alpha-like. Gene Ontology annotation, cellular component: postsynaptic membrane. Gene Ontology annotation, molecular function: acetylcholine-gated monoatomic cation-selective channel activity; transmembrane signaling receptor activity. Gene Ontology annotation, biological process: monoatomic ion transmembrane transport. The record is from RefSeq and is a predicted model, not a curated record. Lineage: Eukaryota; Metazoa; Arthropoda; Arachnida; Ixodida; Ixodidae.